Molecule: messenger RNA, 960 nt
Organism: Myripristis murdjan (pinecone soldierfish)
Lineage: Eukaryota; Metazoa; Chordata; Actinopteri; Holocentriformes; Holocentridae
Gene: ubxn10
Product: UBX domain protein 10
Exons: 1
Coding region: 1-756 (251 amino acids)
Molecular function (GO): protein binding
Source: RefSeq, a predicted model, not a curated record
AUGCAUCUGACGAGGCCGAAGUCCUCCAAAGGACGAACUAGACCCACUGUAAACCACACUCAGUGUGGAGGUGAUACAGCUAGCACCCAAAACCGACCUAUGACUCCAAAAUGUCCUGAGCACAACAGCUCAGACAGCUACCUGUGCUCCCAGCCCCAGCCCAUGAUAAGGCAGAGCAGCCAGGUGAGCCAGGAGGAAGCGGCCCACAUGCUGCAGUUUGCCUCGGCUCCCCCAGCACUUUCUCUAAACAAGUACAAGGUCCUGCCAUCCAUCGAGAGGAGGCGAUCAGAAGUGCACCCUGGGAGUGGCAUAGAGAAGAAGAUGUCAGAGCUCAAUCUGUGUGAUCACGAUUUCCUUGAGCAACAACAGAGGCAUAGAGAUUCGUAUCUCUCCACAGUCGGAACCAAGAGCAGCCCUGAGAUAGGCAGCAGGGCUGAUGUGCACCGCAAGGUCCUGACCCAGCCGUCUGAUCCAGGCUCUGUGGUGAGCAGCGAGACCCACAAAGAAAGCUCUUUGCUCCUGGCUAUCCGAGCCCCCUGCAGCAGGAGGUUUCAGCAGCACUUUCAGCCCACAGACACUCUGCUCACUCUGAAAGCCAGUGCAGAGGCCAGAUAUGGGACAAGGUAUGAAGAGGCUUGCAUUGAGACCAUGGAUGUGCCACGCAGGACCUUCACAGACCUGAAUAUGACUUUAGCUCAGUGUGGCAUCUUGAACAGAUCAGUGCUGUGUAUAUACCAAGAAGACAGCUUGAAGUAGGAUGUGUUGAGUGGAAUGAAAAAAUUGUAAAUAUGCUGAUAUUCAGGUCCACAAAUAUUUUUUUUCAUUGCUCAAGUUUGAUUUGAUUUGAGGACAUUAUGAGUAGUGUUUUUCUUUAUAGAUGUACAUAAUAUUCCAGGCAGUCGCAAAAAAAUAUCCCUGCUCACCCUAUCUGGUUGUCACUCAUCCACAUAAUGUAAGUGA